AUGUCGCAGUAUCCCCAGCCGACACCACCGGGGCAAGAUGGCUAUGGCCAGCAGGCGCCCGCCGGACAGAACUAUGAGAAUUACGAGACAACUUCACCGCCAGGCGUAAUGCCGGCCCCUCCACAAGGGCAGGCUCAUGGAGGCAGGAAGAAGCGUGCUUAUGCAGGCCAAGCAUACGAAUUUGGCGCGGGUGCGAAUGCUGCUUUGGGAGGUCAACAGCAAGCUGGCGGUGCAUAUCCAGGAUAUUCCGCCCAACAAGAUGCCGCCGGCUAUCCGCAGGGUGGUUAUCAACAAAACCCAGUGGCAGUACAACCGAACACAACGCCCAUGUAUCCCGGCGCCGAAGCGGCCGGUGGUUAUCAGCCUCCGGCUGCAGGCUAUCCUACAGCAGGGGUCGCGGGCGUCACCCAGCAAUUUGGCCAAAUGGACAUUGCUCAGCAGCCUCCCGUAGCUGCAGCGCCGCAACAGCCGCAGCGGGCGCCUGUUCUCAAUCAGCUUUAUCCAACUGACCUGUCCAACCAGCCUUUUAACGUGGCAGAACUGGACUACCCCCCUCCACCAGCAAUCCUGCCACCUAAUACCAGCGUAACACCUUCGCCAUUUGCCAACUGCCCGCCCAAAUAUGUUAGAUCUUCCCUCAACGCUGUCCCAACCACACAUUCCCUUCUGAAGAAGUCGAAGCUACCAUUCGCGCUGGUCAUCCAGCCAUAUACGUCCUUGCACGAUGUCGAGGAUCCUGUACCAAUUGUGCCCGAUCAAGUGAUAUCGCGUUGCAGGAGAUGUCGAUCAUACAUCAAUCCCUUUGUGACAUUUUUGGACCACGGGCAUCGAUGGAGGUGUAACAUGUGUAAUCUCACCAACGAUGUACCUCAAGCGUUUGACUGGGAUGCUGCCGCGCAAAAGAGCUUGGAUAGAUGGCAAAGACCGGAUCUGAACCAUGCUGUCGUUGAAUACAUUGCUCCGCAAGAGUACAUGGUCCGGCCUCCACAACCACUCGUUUACCUAUUUCUACUCGACGUAAGUUACGCUGCGGUCACCAAUGGCCUGUUGGCUACAACCGCAAGGUGUAUCCGAGAGAGCUUGGAUAGAAUUCCAAACGCCGACCGACGAACUAGACUUGGUUUUAUUGCUGUGGACUCGAGCCUGCAUUUCUUCAAUAUCCCCAGGGACGGGACUGAAAACGGACAGACGAGCAUGCUUGUGGUGAGCGACCUGGAGGACGCCUUUCUUCCUACGCCUGCAGAUCUACUUGUCCCGCUAUCCGAGUGCCGAGAGAAUAUUGAAAACUUCCUCGAUAAACUACAAGAAAUGUUCCAGAACACUCAGAAUGGCGCGUCUGCUAUGGGGUCUGCUCUCAAAGCAGGCCAUAAACUGAUAGGCCCUGUGGGUGGUAAGAUGACCGUGGUCACAGCAUCUCUUCCCAAUAUUGGACACGGCAAACUUGAAAUGCGAGAGGAUAAGAAGAUUUUGGGUACAUCAAAAGAGAGCAGUCUUCUUCAAACCAGCAACAGCUUCUACAAGAGUUUUGCGGUCGAGUGUUCGAAACAGCAGAUUUCGGUGGACAUGUUCCUCUUCUCCUCGCAAUACCAAGACGUUGCUUCAUUGAGUAAUCUUCCGAGGUAUACCGGUGGCCAGACAUACUUCUAUCCAGGCUGGAAUGCAGCACGAGAAGAUGAUGCCAUGAAAUUUGCCAAAGAGUUCUCCGACUAUCUUUCUGCCGAGAUCGGUCUCGAGGCAGUUCUUCGUGUUCGAGCAACAACUGGCUUGAGAAUGAGCACCUUCUACGGUAACUUUUUCAAUCGCAGCUCCGAUUUGUGCGCUUUCCCAGCGUUUCCUCGAGAUCAGAGUUAUGUGGUCGAAGUGGCCAUUGACGAGACUAUCACCAAACCGGUGGUGUGUAUGCAAGCGGCCGUUUUACAUACGACGUGCAACGGCGAAAGACGUAUUCGGGUUUUGACAUUAGCGUUGCCCACUACCCAACAAUUAUCAGAUGUGUAUGCUUCCGCGGACCAGCAGGCUAUCACACAAUACUAUAGUCACAAGGCAGUGGAACGAGCCCUGGGCAGUGGACUUGAUAGUGCUCGCGACAUGGUCCAAAGCAAGCUCGUCGAACUUCUUUCAACCUACAAGAAAGAGCUAGCCGGUGGCAGCAUGGGCGGCGGCGGGUUGCAAUUCCCUGCUAACCUUCGGGGCCUGCCUGUACUGUUCCUUGCCCUCAUAAAGAACCUUGGUCUGAGGCGCUCCUCACAAAUCCCCAGCGAUAUGCGCUCAGCCGCACUUUGCUUACUGUCCACCCUACCGUUACCUCUACUGAUUCAGUACAUCUACCCCAAGAUGUACUCCCUUCACGACAUGCCAGAUGACGCAGGCGCUGUCAACCAAGAAACCGGCGAGAUCAUCCUUCCGCCGCCCGUCAACCUUUCAUCAGAGCGCAUUGUACCCUAUGGACUCUACUUGAUUGAUGAUGGCCAGACGCAAUUCCUGUGGGUGGGACGCGAUGCUGUUCCGCAGCUCAUCAUGGAUGUCUUUGGCGUAUCUGACAAGAGCCAGCUUAAGGUUGGUAAGCAACGAUUGCCAGAGUUGGACAACGACUUCAAUGAGCGCGUCCGAGCUGUGAUAUCCAAGAGCCGGGAUCACCUCGCGAAGGGUGUGGGAAGCAUCAUCGUACCUCACCUCUACGUCGUGAAGGAGGAUGGCGAGCCUGGCUUGAGAUUAUGGGCACAGACGAUGCUGGUGGAAGAUCGUGCGGACCAGAGUGUCAGCCUUCAGCAGUGGAUGGGACAGAUGCGCGAGAAGGUACAGUCAUGA
Molecule: messenger RNA, 2808 nt
Organism: Exophiala spinifera
Lineage: Eukaryota; Fungi; Ascomycota; Eurotiomycetes; Chaetothyriales; Herpotrichiellaceae
Product: protein transporter sec24
Exons: 2
Coding region: 1-2808 (935 amino acids)
Biological process (GO): COPII-coated vesicle cargo loading; endoplasmic reticulum to Golgi vesicle-mediated transport; intracellular protein transport
Cellular component (GO): endoplasmic reticulum exit site; COPII vesicle coat
Molecular function (GO): zinc ion binding; SNARE binding
Source: RefSeq, a predicted model, not a curated record